AUGGCCAAUUGGGGUCGCCGUGUAAAUUUCUUGACCUGGAUCGCACUCGCCUGUGCGCUCGUCUUCUGGGUGAUUGGGCUCUCGGGCCUCGCUGCAUUAUCAAGGAUCUACCAGGAUCCCAACAAUGCUCAGCAGCUGCAAUGGUGGAUCAUCUGGUUUCAGCUGGGGGCGCUCUUUGCGGCCGGUCUUGUUCAGUACAAGGAGUGGUUUGGAGCGCGCAACGCCAUCAUGGGACUCAUGUGCGUGCUCACAGCCAUGCUGAUGGCUCAAACCAACGUGGCCAAUUACCAGCGACAGGUGGUGGGGGCAGGGGCGCCGCUGUUAGAUGCAAACCCGCUGAUACAGCAGACGCAGAACCUCGCUGCAGCAAUAGCGAGCCAGGCCAUUGCAAACAGCAGGGGCAAUGGCCAGCAGCAGCAGCAACAGCAGCAGCAGCAGCAACCACAGCAGAUCCCCCAACUGCCGCCAGAGCUGCUGCAGGGCCUCACAGGCAUCAUUAGCGGCCUGGACAGCAGCAUGGCUCUCAAGGCUGCGAGCGCCCUGCAGAACGCCAGCAUGAGUAGCAGCAGCGUUCCGGUACCGAGCAGCAAUGUAGCGGUCCCGAGCAGCGGGCUUGGCGCGGCCGGCUCGGCGCCAGCUGACGCCAGCUCAGCGGCCCCCGGCGGGGGUAACCCGCCGGCGGCCACCGCGGGGGGCGCACGGAUCGGCGGGGGGGGUGGUGGGGGGCCCGGGGACGGCGGCAUGGGGAGCCGGUGGGAGCCGUCGGGGGCGGAUCCGCGGCAGCAGCAGCAGCAGCCGGGAGGCCCCGGGGGGUCCCAGCCGGCCGGCGCCGGCAGCGGCCGGCGGCGGCUGCUGUCGGCCGGGACGGACACGGUGCAGCGGCGCGCUAACGUGGUAUUUUUGGGGUUCCUCUUGUUGACGCUGGCCGACUUGGCGCUGCUGAUGCUGUUCGGAGUGCAACACCCCCACAGCAAGGAGCGCAGUCCGCGGCUGUACAUCUCGUCGGCCGUGGACCAGCAACCGGCGCCGAACGCGCUGUACAAGGACGGUCCCAUGGAGGGCGUCACGCUGCAGGUGACGGCGAUGCCGAUGCGGCAGGGGUUGCGGCCGGAGAGCCGCGCGCAGUCGGGCGUGUCGCUGCGAUUCGACGGGCCGCGCGCGGCCAGCGUGGUUCCCAUGCGCCAGCCCAGCCGGCAGCUCUCCGGCAGCUUCCCCUUCAAGCUCGCCGAGCGCAUGGACAGCAGGCACGCCUCCGUCCUUUUCAUUGUGCACUUGUGA
This is a messenger RNA of Coccomyxa subellipsoidea C-169, 1278 nucleotides long. RefSeq lists its product as hypothetical. The transcript has 5 exons. Bases 1 to 1278 code for a protein of 425 amino acids. Lineage: Eukaryota; Viridiplantae; Chlorophyta; Trebouxiophyceae; Coccomyxaceae. The record is from RefSeq and is a predicted model, not a curated record.